Malus domestica (apple) is the source of this 755-nucleotide messenger RNA. NCBI's taxonomy places the organism in Eukaryota, Viridiplantae, Streptophyta, Magnoliopsida, Rosales, Rosaceae. The record is from RefSeq and is a predicted model, not a curated record.
AUGGGGCUGGCUUUUACCAGAACCACGCUUAUUUUCUGGUACUUUGGGAUCCCUGGAAACACUUGGCUGUCACGGGUUAUAUCUCGCUUGAGUCACAUGAUAUACUUACACAGAAUAUACCCCGAAAGUGUGGAUGGUUUGCAGAUUGUGGAGGUGAGAGUUCCAAACCUUGAAUGUGAAGGAUGUGCUUCCAAGUUGAAGCAAGCUGUCUCCAAACUGAAAGGUGUGGAAGAAGUGGAAGUAGAAAUGGAGAUCCAGAAAAUAAUAGUGAGGGGUUAUGCAUCAAUUAAGGGAGCUGGAAAAGCAGCAGAGCCAUGGCCUUUUACUGGAUACUCUCCCUUUGCGGACUUGGAUUAUCUGCUCUCCCUCAUCUCAUACUCUUCACAUUCCUUUUAAUUUCUAUGGUCACGGUUAAGUCAUAUCAACAUUUUAUAUUGAUUGUUUUUAAGAAAUAAUAAAAAAAAAGUAAUAAGAAUAUAAAAUAUUCACGUGAUGUAACUGUGACCAUAGAAAUAGAAAUUGAUAGGAAGGGUAUGGGAUGGGAGGUCUGGCGUCCACACCUUCUUCCACACCCCGUCGCUUUAUUCCUUCGCCGUGGCAUCCGAUGAGGCCAUUGCAUCACUUUUCAGCGACGACAAUCCGCAUGCUUGCGCAAUCAUGUGAUUAUUUUUUUUAACAUUUUGUUCUUAUUUAAUUUGUUAAUUUUGUACUUGUUUUUUAGUGCUUCUUAUUCUCACACUUUAGUCUGAGUUGUU